This is a messenger RNA of Callorhinus ursinus (northern fur seal), 1272 nucleotides long. RefSeq names its product fibronectin type III and ankyrin repeat domains 1 (gene FANK1). Gene Ontology annotation, molecular function: protein binding. Gene Ontology annotation, biological process: regulation of apoptotic process. The record is from RefSeq and is a predicted model, not a curated record. NCBI's taxonomy places the organism in Eukaryota, Metazoa, Chordata, Mammalia, Carnivora, Otariidae. Gene Ontology annotation, cellular component: nucleus.
CCGCGGACGAGAGGCGUUAGGCGGGGCGGCGGCGGCGCCGCGGGCUCGGCCCUUGGGGGCCCGGGAGCAGCUGACCAUGGAGCCCCAGAAAAUCACGCCAUCCUCAAAGCCUCAUCCACCUGUUGUGGGCAAAGUGACUCAUCACAGCAUCGAGUUAUACUGGGAUCUGGAAAAGCGAGCGAAACGGCAAGGACCUCAGGAGCAGUGGUUCAGGUUCUCAAUUGAAGAAGAAGACCCCAAAAUGCACACUUAUGGUAUCAUUUAUACGGGAUACUCAACAAAGCAUGUUGUAGAAGGUCUGGAACCACGAACACUGUACAAAUUCCGACUGAAGGUCACCAGCCCCUCUGGAGAAUACGAGUACAGCCCAGUGGUCUCCGUUUCUACCACCAGAGAACCCAUAAGUAGUGAGCACUUUCAUCGAGCUGUCAAUGUGAAUGAUGAAGAUUUGCUGGUUCGAAUACUUCAAGGAGGAAAUGUUAAGGUUGAUGUUCCCAAUAAGUUUGGCUUUACUGCUCUGAUGGUCGCUGCCCAGAAAGGCUACACCAGGCUUGUGAAAAUCCUCGUCUCUAAUGGCACAGAUGUGAAUCUGAAGAACGGAAGUGGCAAGGACAGUCUGAUGCUUGCAUGUUACGCGGGACACCUAGAUGUUGUGAAAUAUCUCCGAAGACACGGCGCUUCCUGGGAGACCAGAGACCUAGGAGGCUGCACGGCUCUGCACUGGGCUGCAGAUGGAGGCCACUGCAAUGUGAUCGAGUGGAUGAUAAAAGAUGGCUGUGAGGUAGAUGCUGUGGACACGGGCUCAGGAUGGACCCCACUCAUGAGAGUCUCUGCAGUCUCCGGAAACCAGAGUGCAGCCUCUGUGCUGAUCGAAGCCGGAGCGGACGUGAACAUGAGAGAUAAAGAUGGAAAGACCCCGCUCAUGGUGGCCGUGUUAAAUAAUCACGAGGCAUUAGUCCAGUUACUUCUUGACAAAGGAGCAGAUGCAAGCGUAAAAAAUGAGUUCGGCAAAGGUGUCCUAGAAAUGGCCAGAGUUUUUGACAGACAGAAUGUGGUCUCCUUAUUAGAAGAAAGGAAAAGAACCCAAAUGGCAAAGAAGUAGUCUGCUGACCAGGGCGAAAGCCCAAGAGAAACAACGUCAAAACGCGACCGUUGAGCUAGAGAUGAAACGCCACGUCUUUUGAGGCUAUACAUUUGAUUAUUUAUUUAGUUGAAGAUUCACAGUGAAUUUUGUGACGUACAACUGUUCCCACUUUGAAAUAAUACAUCUUU